AUGUCGUCUGCAUCAGGUUUACUGGAUGUAAAUGUACAGACGCUGAAAGAAGGCGACGUAGUAACAAAUAAUGAAACAGGAAAACAUUAUUUUGUGAGAAAAACAGUUUUGUCGCCAUCAUUAGGUGGAGGGCCGCAUGGACUUGGUGAUCCUGACGACAGAAGCCUUCGAAGAUUAGAAGCAGAAGCAGUGAUACCUAGAUUAAUGGAUGAACGACUUGAAAAAGUGGAAUGUCGUAGCGUCCUCAAUGGUUAG
This is a messenger RNA of Enterobius vermicularis (human pinworm), 255 nucleotides long. Lineage: Eukaryota; Metazoa; Nematoda; Chromadorea; Rhabditida; Oxyuridae. The record is from the annotation of a GenBank genome assembly.